UGAUACUGGUACAGACUUGAGAUUAACUAAUUCUAUUGCAUCAUGUAUUAUGUGGACUCACAGAAAACAUUAACGCGCCGCGAAAGUUCUCUUGUCAUUGAAAAAGAUGAAACUAAAAGCGAGUAUGAGGCGUUAUCUACCGCUCGUGGUCAAUCCACGGCGCGUCUUGUUAGCGAAUCGGGGGCUUCGUUAAUAGCCCGACAAAGAGGUUCUGUUCAGAGGGAAAUGGUUACUAUGAUGUUCGAGUCUAUGCUAGAUCAUAUUGUAGAAUCGUGGACGGUUAUAGAGCCUCCAAAACAGGAGGAAGGCCCCACAGAAUUUCCACGCACAGCCAGUGAAUUAACAUUGCCAGGCAAGAAGAAGAAAGCUAUGAGUGGAAAAUCCAGUAAAAAUAAACGAAGUCAAUCGAAAAUUGAUUUCGACAAUACACAGGUAUGUAAUAAGUUCCUCAAAAUCAUUUACUGUCUUACAUAGGAAUGGUGUUCUUUGAGUUGCAAUUUAAAUAUUGCGAUGUUUUUGUUAAUUUCGUUUGCAGCAAGAA
Molecule: messenger RNA, 541 nt
Organism: Pieris rapae (cabbage white)
Lineage: Eukaryota; Metazoa; Arthropoda; Insecta; Lepidoptera; Pieridae
Exons: 2
Coding region: 43-474 (143 amino acids)
Source: RefSeq, a predicted model, not a curated record